ACUCAGUUUGUUGGAGGUUGUAGGAGAAUAUCGUCGCACUGAGAGGACUUGUAAAACACUGUCUGCAACAAUGACGGCCAGUAAAAGGUCCGAAGACGUUUCCAGUGUGAGCGGAAUCCGCAGAGCCCGCUGACCACUCACACAGCUUUUACGCACGGGGGAGAGAGGUGCCGGCGCCUUUGUUUUUGUGUUUCAUUUGGAUGAACUUUGAAUUACGUUUUUAAUGAUUCGAGAUCUGGCAAAGAUGUACCCCCCGGCGCGGCACCCGGUCCCCCACCAGCCGGGACAGCCGUUCAAGUUCACGGUCACCGAGUCCUGCGACCGGAUCAAGGAGGAGUUUCAGUUUCUGCAGGCCCAGUAUCACAGUCUGAAACUGGAGUGUGAGAAACUGGCCAGUGAGAAAACAGAGAUGCAGAGACACUAUGUCAUGUAUUACGAGAUGUCAUAUGGACUCAACAUCGAGAUGCACAAACAGGCAGAGAUUGUCAAACGUCUGAAUGCCAUCUGUGCCCAAGUCAUCCCCUUCCUCUCUCAAGAGCAUCAGCAGCAGGUUGUGCAGGCCGUGGAGCGGGCCAAACAGGUCACCAUGGCUGAACUUAACGCCAUCAUUGGACAGCAGCAGCUCCAGGCUCAGCAUCUCUCUCACGGACAUGCCCUCCCCGUCCCACUCACACCCCACCCGAUGGGACUGCAGCCCCCUCUGGCCCCCGGGGCCAGCACCGCCAGCCUGCUGGCGCUGUCCACCGCUCUGAGUCACCAGCUGCCACUCAAAGACGAGAGGAAACAUCAUGACAGCAACAGUGAGCAUCUCAGAGACAGAGACUCUGUCAAGAGCUCAUCUGUUUCUCCGUCGGCCAGUUUUCGGACAGGAGAGAAACAUAGAAGCUCAAGCGAUUACUCGUCAGACAGCAAGAAACCGAAGACUGAUGAUAAGGAGCUGUCUUCUACACGCUAUGAAAGUGAUGGAGAGAAGAGCGAUGAUAACUUGGUGGUGGAUGUCUCCAAUGAGGAUCCAGUGUCUCCUCGAGGAAGCCCAGCCCAUUCUCCUCGGGAGAACGGGCUGGACAAGAAUCGCUUGCUAAAGAAGGACGCACCGCUGAGUCCUUCCUCCAUCGCCUCCUCCAGCAGCACACCAUCAUCCAAAUCCAAAGAGAUUAAUUUGAAUGAGAAGCCCACAACACCUGUGUCCAAAUCCAGCACUCCCACAUCCCGUUCUGAUGCCCCGACCCCCAGCAGCACGUCCACCCCGGCACCAAGGUCAGCACCUGGUAAACCACCAGGAGUCGAGAGUCUGGCUGCUGGUCUCCGAACACCGCUGGCGGUGCCCUGCUCAUAUCCAGGUCCGUUUGGAAUGGUGCCCCAUCCAGGCAUGAACGGAGAGCUGGCUGGCGCGGGGACGGCCUAUACCGGUCUGCACAACAUUUCACCACAGAUGAGCGCGGUGGCUGCUGCAGCUGUGGCAGCUUACGGGCGCACACAAGUGGUGGGAUUCGAUCCUCAUCAUCACAUCCGUGUCCCUGGGCUUCCUCCCAACCUGUCAGGAAUUCCUGGAGGAAAACCAGCAUACUCCUUUCAUGUGAGCGCUGAUGGACAAAUGCAGCCUGUGCCUUUUCCUCCUGAUGCGCUGAUUGGCCCUGGCAUCCCGCGCCAUGCGAGGCAGAUCAAUACUCUUACCCACGGGGAGGUGGUGUGUGCUGUCACCAUCAGUAACCCUACGCGCCAUGUUUACACCGGAGGCAAGGGCUGUGUCAAGGUGUGGGACAUCAGUCACCCUGGCAACAAGACUCCUGUGUCUCAGCUGGACUGCCUUAACAGAGACAACUACAUUCGUUCUUGCCGGCUACUUCCGGAUGGGCGGACUCUCAUUGUUGGGGGUGAGGCAAGUACACUGUCAAUCUGGGAUCUGGCUGCACCAACUCCACGGAUCAAGGCAGAACUAACUUCAUCAGCACCGGCAUGUUAUGCUCUGGCCAUCAGUCCUGACUCCAAGGUCUGCUUCUCCUGCUGCUCUGACGGCAACAUCGCCGUCUGGGAUCUUCACAACCAGAGUUUGGUUAGACAGUUCCAGGGCCACACCGAUGGGGCCAGCUGUAUUGAUAUCUCCAAUGAUGGGACCAAACUGUGGACUGGAGGGCUGGAUAACACCGUCCGGUCCUGGGAUCUGAGAGAGGGACGUCAACUGCAGCAGCAUGACUUCACCUCCCAGAUCUUCUCCCUGGGAUACUGUCCCACAGGCGAGUGGCUGGCAGUGGGGAUGGAGAACAGCAAUGUGGAGGUUUUACAUGUCACCAAACCUGAUAAGUACCAGCUCCACCUCCAUGAGAGCUGUGUGCUGUCGCUCAGAUUUGCCCACUGUGGGAAGUGGUUUGUGAGCACAGGAAAGGACAAUCUGCUGAAUGCAUGGAGAACCCCGUAUGGAGCCAGCAUAUUCCAGUCAAAGGAGUCGUCUUCUGUGCUGAGCUGUGACAUCUCCAUAGAUGACAAAUACAUAGUGACCGGCUCAGGAGAUAAGAAGGCGACUGUGUACGAGGUCAUCUACUAGGUGGCCCAUCUUUCUCUGUCAGCUAUGUACAAAUGUUAAUGUGUAUAAAAAUGACUUGAAUGGAACAAACCAAACUCUUUCUUUCAUGGACUGUGACCUUUUGACCUCUUGGCUUGGUAGGGAUAAAAAUGUACAAGCAGAACCAAACAUUGGGGGGGUGGGGGGUGACUCC
This is a messenger RNA of Thalassophryne amazonica, 2714 nucleotides long. RefSeq names its product transducin-like enhancer protein 4. Gene Ontology annotation, cellular component: transcription regulator complex; nucleus. Bases 224 to 2542 code for a protein of 772 amino acids. Gene Ontology annotation, biological process: regulation of DNA-templated transcription; negative regulation of canonical Wnt signaling pathway. The record is from RefSeq and is a predicted model, not a curated record. Gene Ontology annotation, molecular function: transcription corepressor activity; protein binding. NCBI's taxonomy places the organism in Eukaryota, Metazoa, Chordata, Actinopteri, Batrachoidiformes, Batrachoididae. The transcript has 20 exons.